GCGGGGCAGGGCGUGGGCAAGGUGGUGGGGCAUUCACGACGUACCCACCAGGCUCACCUGUACCGUUUAAUUAAGUGCAAACACACCUGUACACUAAUUACGUCAUGCACACUUGACUUCCUGGACUAAAUUACAGUCAGAAAAUAAAUAUAUUACAGUGAUAAAUUACAGCAAAGAAAAAUGUGAUAAAUUAUGAUAAACGAAGCAUUGAAAAUAACUGAAUAAUGUAAGGAAUUACUAAGUGAAUCUGUGUUAGUGUACAUUACGAGACACCCAGGGAAUAUUUCUGGUCUAGUCUCAUCUUAUUUCGUCCGCCAUGUUGGGUUUUGGUGAGGCAUGGGUGUGGUUGUGGGUGUGGUUAUGGGCGUUCCUUAUAGCCACACUACCCACAGUCACACUGCAAGAGACUCCAUAUGCUGACCCGCUAGCACUCUUGGCAGGCACUCUGAGGACCUUCCAACGACACGCUUGUGAUGCUACCAGCCUCACCGUACAGUGUCCCAACAACACCACCAUCGACAUCACCUUUGCGAGAUAUGGACGCCCCAGACAGGCCCCAGACGGAAGUGUCGAUGAUGGUGCGGCCCACGAUCCCUGUCCGCCUUUAUCGACACUCCCCGUCCACCAGCAGCAACACAAGACUGUCUGCGAGUAUUCUCAGGAAGUAAAUUACAAGACGUUACAGCUGGUGGUGGCAAAAUGCCAACACAAGGAGCAGUGCAAGAUACAGGUGGUGCCACACACCUUCAGCCACCUGGACCCCUGCCCUGACACCCGCAAGUACAUCGAGGUGGCUUAUAAGUGCAGGCCAAAGACAUUCAUCAACAAGGUGGUGUGUGAGGAUGGGGAACUCACUCUCGCUUGUGAAAAAAACUCAAGAUUGGCAAUAUACAGCGUCUUGUUUGGUCGCAGUCUCUCUGGGUCAUUUGCCUGUCCACAACCAAGUGGCAUCCCUGAGGAAGAGUGCCAAGCAAGUUAUGCAAAUGAGAUUGUUAUGAAGCUCUGCCACGGCCAUCGUCAGUGCCACCUCCGGGCAGACUCGGAGGUGUUUGGAUCACCUUGCUCACCCGACUCCAAGAUGUACAUGAAGACUGUCUAUACUUGUGUCCCCAAAAAAAUCUUGAAACCAACAUCCCAAGCAGAAGGUGAAGAGAAUGAAGAAGAAGAAGAAGAUGAAGAGGAGGAGGAGGAUUAUGAUGAAGAGGAGAGUCUGAUGUUACCCGGGCUGCCACCAGCAUCUCACCCGGCCUCACCAGACCCAUUCUUGCCAACCUCACCCCCACAACACACACAGACUCCCACCAUGUUCUACAACCCUACUGUUACUACCAAAUCUUCAAAUAAGAAAAACGAGAAGGUUUUUCCUUCAGCAAGUGAUUAUCCCCGGGAUGGUAUACCCAAGUCUCAACCCGACCUCAUAAACUGUACUGUCACCAUCCUCUCAGGUUCCCGAGAUCGUGAGAUUGGUUUCCUGACAGAGUGGAUGAGGGCUAUAGCCUUUAUCAAAAAAAAUUUUGAAAAGUUCAUCCUAUACCUGAUGGUUGGGUUGUGUGUGGGUCUGUUACUGUUCCUGAUUGUGGUGGUGGGACGGCUCCUGGUGGACCGCCAUCGAGCCAAGAAAGAAGCCAAGAUGAUGCAUGACCCCCUCACAUCUGUGUUUGCAACAGGUCUGCUCCUGCAAAAUAUUGAUGACAUAGAUGGAGACUUGGAUUUGCCUGGUGCUUUAGGAUCUUCUUUAGGGAGAUCACCGUCACCUCAGGAGCCCACACAAGAUGUGGUACGGUACAACACCACCCGGCCAGGCAUCAGGCGUCAGGACAGCGACACAAAUCCUCGGAGUCUGAGCAGAAAUAAUAACAAUCAGUUAUUCUAUAGUUAGUUGUCAUUAAAUGGCUUUCUAAAAGCUUCAUCAACUGUAUAGUAUAGUUAUUUUUAAAGUUAUUUAUACAUGAUGUAACUGUAGACAUUGUACAUAUGCAAAAACAUUUCUUUUGAAUGAUUAUUUUGUCGUUUGCUCAGUGUGUUAGUGUGUAUUUAAUGUUGAGUAAUUUUAUUCUGACAAUGUAAUGAAACCAAAAAUAUGUAAAGUAUUGCUUUGAUAUUUUAUAUGAAUAUAAAUAUCAAUAUGUACUAUUUAGUAAAAUAUACAGUAACUUUAUAAUUAUGUAAUAAAAUGUGCAUGUGUACUGUAUAUACCCAUUGUGUGUGUGCGCAUUCAUGCAUUUUUUGGGCAUGUGUGAAUGGGUGUGUGUACAUAUGUAUUGUGUGUGACUAGAUAUUAAGUAUGAUAUACAAAUGUGUGUAUGUGUGGCUGAGUCACACUGAAAAACUAUGGGAAGAAACUUGUUAUUAUUGAACAUUAGGAUCUUCCUCUAGUUGUGUGAGGGUGAAUGAUAUUUGGCAUUAAAUUAAGUUUUCCUCAUGAAAGAUAUACAAAAUUCUUUAUCUGUUACGAUCAUUACUAAAUGUAUAAUAUUGUUGCUCCCACAUCAAUAUAAAAUGCCACAAGAUUGGACUUCAGAUCCUCAAGUAAACAGUUUAUUAUAUUAAAAUAUUUUGUCAGAUCCUGUAGAACCAUCUCAGUAUUAUCUUACGUGAUUUCUUGUCAGAUUACUUCAUGUAAGAGAAAUUAUUUAAGUUAUCAACAUGAAGUAGACACAAUAUGGCCAAAAACUACUUUAAGCCUGUGACCAGAUUUUCAAAAGCUUGUACAUUAAAUGUUCCUGUUUAAUUGGCACAAUAUUGAUGCCAUUGUGACCUUUAUACUGUGUUUGUCUCGUUACAUAAAUGAGCCAGUUAGAUUUGUUCUCAUGUCAGUCAGGGAAAAUACAUCAUACAAACCUUUGAGAUUAUAGUCACUGAGCUUAAGAAGGUGUAUUUACAUUCUUCUUCGUGAUGUGGUGUACAGUUACCCUGAGAUACUAAACUGACUAAAAAUCAAUUAUUUGUUCUUGCCAAGAAUUAAUAUUGUCUAAGCAUAAAGCGUAGUUUUUAUGAUGACAAUGAUUGAAGUCAUUAAAAUUUUCUUGAAUAUAAUUUCACUCAUGAAUGAUGCAUAUCAUCUUUGAUUUUUGUCUCCCUCUCAUGGAGACUGAAAUAUUGUCUGGUUAUAAAUGCAAUAUUAAACAACUGUUAGAGUGCUUCCUGCUAAAUCUUUCCACCAUAUAUAGCUGAUGGCUUCCUCUAUUGAUGUACAGUAAUGUUCCUCUUCUGCCACAAUAUAUGACAUGUAUCAAGGGAUACAAACCUCAAGAAGGGAACAGCAGUAAAAAUCUAGCUAGGGAGAUAGUCUUCUAGAUAUAUUUAACUUCCUUAUGUUGACCACCAGGUGCUGGCCAAUAUAUUAAAAAAGUAUGCCAUGGCUUUAAACACCACACCUUAAGAGUAAAGUUCACUCAUUUGACUAACUUGUGUUAACUGCACAUUACAUGUACUCACUAAAGAUCUAUAACAUUUCUAAAGUUCAAAAUCUGCCACUCUGAUUUUUUAAUAGCUCUUACUUUUUUCUUUAACUUUUAUCCUCUUCACCAUUGAUCAGCUCAUUAGCUGCUUGGGCGAUAGGUCACGUCUGAUUAUUUUUCCUUUUCUUUUAUCCUCUUCACCAAAAGAUCGGCUCGUUA
Homarus americanus (American lobster) is the source of this 3620-nucleotide messenger RNA. Its product is annotated as protein eva-1 homolog C-like. The transcript has 10 exons. Bases 317 to 1879 code for a protein of 520 amino acids. Gene Ontology annotation, molecular function: carbohydrate binding. NCBI's taxonomy places the organism in Eukaryota, Metazoa, Arthropoda, Malacostraca, Decapoda, Nephropidae. The record is from RefSeq and is a predicted model, not a curated record.